Molecule: messenger RNA, 606 nt
Organism: Ilex paraguariensis (yerba mate)
Lineage: Eukaryota; Viridiplantae; Streptophyta; Magnoliopsida; Aquifoliales; Aquifoliaceae
Source: the annotation of a GenBank genome assembly
GGAAAUCUCUCUCUCUAUCUUUCUACAUCUCUACCAUCCCUAAAAACUGUUAAAACACUUUAUACAGAAUCAAUGGAAGCUCUGUGGAAUUUAGAAGACAAAUGGAACUUAUCAACCCAAGAAGCUGUUCUCUUCUUUGCUUGCACUGGUUUUCUAGUCAUCGGACUCUGCGCUGCCACGGCUCUUAAGAGAAAGGCUAAAAGAAACAGAAUUGUUGAUCAUGAACCAAGAGUGGUAGAUUCGGAAGAUGCAAAAUGGUCCGAGUCACGACCAGGUUGGGGCUCGGUUAAGAAAGUUUUGAUGAGCUCAGUGCGGUGGAGUGGGUCAAGUAAGUGGGGGGAGAGCAUGAGGAUGGGGAGUAGAAGAGAGGGGCCAUUGCUUUGUGGCGGAGGAGGUGGAGCUGAGGUGGGGUGGCAGAGUCACAACUCGGUGUCGCCGGUGUGGCAAAGGCCGAUACUUAUGGGUGAGAAGUGUGAGCUGCCAAGGUUCAGUGGGCUUAUUCUCUACGAUGAGAGAGGCAGACCACUGCAUCACUCUUCAUAUGAAGGAAAUGCUGAAAACCAGGAGCAAACUGCUGUGAGAACUACCCUGAGGGAUUUGCUAUAA